Messenger RNA from Amblyraja radiata (thorny skate), 1157 nucleotides. RefSeq names its product COMM domain containing 9 (gene commd9). The coding region runs from base 31 to 618 and encodes 195 amino acids. Lineage: Eukaryota; Metazoa; Chordata; Chondrichthyes; Rajiformes; Rajidae. The record is from RefSeq and is a predicted model, not a curated record. The transcript is spliced from 6 exons.
UGCGCGCGGCGGUCACGUGAGGCGGUCAAGAUGGCGGCGGUCAGAGCUGAGCCGUUGCAGCUGCUGUUGAAGGCUCCCUCUAAGGAUGUGGUGAGGCACUUAUGUCGAGAAUGUUUUUCCUCUGCAGCCCCUAAUUCAACUCUGUUGGUUGAUAAUGCUGUCACCAAUUUAUCAAUUACUUCUGAGGAGGCACAGCAGUUGAUUUGCUCCCUUCACUGUUUCACACGACAAGUUGUAUUCCAAGGACUGACUUCAGCUGAAGAGAUUUUCCCACUCUUUCCAGAUAAUUUCCAUCAAAACCUGAAAAAUCUGUUAACUAAAAUAAUUCUUGAAAAUGUAGCCAGCUGGAGGAGUGAGGCACUUGCAAAUCAAAUUUCCCUGCCCCGUCUCAUCGACAUGGACUGGAGAGUGGAUAUCAAAACCUCCUCUGAUACCAUCAAUAGAAUGGCCGUGCCUACAUGUCUGCUCCAAAUGAAGAUUCAGGAUGAUGCCACCAUUUGCCAAGAUAAGCCCACUAUUUCCACCGUCUCCCUUGAACUGAGUAAAGAAAAACUGGAUACGAUGUUGGAUGGACUUGGUAGGAUCCGGGACCAGCUUUCGGCUGUGGCAAAUAAAUGAAAUGUUUACUCGCUGUCUCAGUGACCAAGUAUUAGAAACUGGGUAAAAAUAUAUUUGGAUCCGAAGGAUGGUUCUUUAUCCUGUUUUGUUAUGUACAGCUUUGAGUUGUUAAUCUUUCAUAUUGCUUGUGUUAUCCAAUUUCCCGCCCCAAGUACUGUAGAUGUGAUUUCUGUAAAUUUCCCAAUACUUUCUAUCUUUUUUGUAUUAAAUGACUCUAUUUCUGUUUCUUGUCACUUGUUUCAUUUGUGUAAAGUGAGCUUGGCAUUAAUAUUGCAGCUAAAAGCUAUGCCUAAUGUUUUUUAAUCAGUCUUUGCCAGGAUGUCGAUGCCAUUAGGAUGUACUAUACUGAAUUGUUUGCUGGAGGAUAAUUAGUGGCUCAGAAGUUACACGCAGAGCUGAUCUCCUUCCUUGCUGUAACCUUUUGAUGAUUGUUUUUUAAAUUGUGUGUGACAGAAGAUAUCUUCCUCCGUAAGAUGCUAAUGACUAGUCCAAUUAGUUUCGUUAAAAUUAAUAAAUGCUUUUCAAAAAAAAAAAAAAAA